GAGUCGAGCAGAAAGGCCCCAACAAACCAAACCAACACGGCACACCAGACACCAGACACCAGGCGCGACCUGCCGCUCUUUCCCACUCCCGCGUCGUCUCCUCUCAUUUUGUCCCCUUUCCGUUGUCCUCGGAGCGAUGAGCCGAUUUGGCCGCCUCCCGCGAGCGGCCUGAGUCAAAGCAGCAUCAGUGGUCCACGGCAGCGUACGCCCAACCCCAACCCCACCACCAACCAGUCCCCUCUCCGCCGGCGACGCCGCCCGCCCUCCACCUCGCGGAGACGACACGGAGAGCGAGGUUCAUGAGGGGUUCGAGAAUGAAUCCGGACCGUAGGACACGGAGCAUCAUGUCAGUAGUAAUUGUGAUGGGUUUGUGCUGCUUCUUCUAUAUACUAGGCGCUUGGCAGAAAAGUGGGACAGGGAGGGGUGACAGUAUAGCAUUGAGGGUGACAAAGGAAACCGACUGUACAAUCUUGCCAAAUUUGCACUUCGAGACCCAUCAUAGCAUGGGUGGUGUUAAUCCGUUGAUCAUGAACAAGAAAGUGUUUAAGCCAUGCCAUAUUAGAUACAGGGACUAUACUCCUUGCCAAGACCAGAACCGAGCAAUGACCUUUCCUAGAGAAAAUAUGACCUACCGAGAGAGGCAUUGUCCUGCAGAAAAUGAGAAGCUGCACUGUCUUAUCCCAGCACCAAAAGGCUAUGUCACCCCUUUUGCUUGGCCCAAGAGCCGUGAGUAUGUUCCAUAUGCAAAUGCUCCAUACAAGAGUCUGACAGUUGAAAAAGCAGUUCAGAACUGGAUCCAGCACCAGGGAGAUGUGUUCCAUUUCCCAGGAGGCGGGACAAUGUUUCCAAAUGGAGCAAGCUCUUACAUUGAUGAACUUGCAUCAGUCAUUCCACUUGCUGAUGGCACCAUUAGGACUGCACUUGACACUGGAUGUGGGGUUGCAAGCUGGGGUGCUUACCUAAUGGAUAGAAAUAUAUUGACCAUGUCAUUUGCACCUCGAGACUCACACGAAGCUCAGGUUCAAUUUGCUUUGGAGCGAGGUGUUCCUGCUGUAAUUGGAGUGCUUGGGACUAUGAAGCUCCCAUACCCAUCUAGAUCUUUUGAUAUGGCCCAUUGCUCACGCUGCUUAAUCCCUUGGAAAUCAAAUGAUGGAAUGUACAUGAUGGAAGUGGAUCGGGUUCUUAGGCCUGGGGGUUAUUGGAUAUUAUCUGGUCCGCCCAUCAAUUGGAAGAAAUAUUACAAAACAUGGCAAAGAUCCAAACAAGAUUCAGAGGAAGAACAAAAUAGAAUUGAGAACAUUGCUGAAAUGCUUUGCUGGAAUAAAAUAUAUGAGAAGGAAGAUACUGUUAUUUGGCAGAAAAAGGUAAAUUUGAAUGCAUGCCAUAACAAGAAUGGUCGUACCAGCAAGAUGUGCAACGUUCAAGAUGCAGAUGACAUCUGGUAUAAGAAAAUGGAAGCAUGUAUAACACCUAUCCCAGAGGGAGCACAGCAGCUACAGAAGUUUCCAAAGAGACUAUUUGCAGUCCCUCCCAGAAUUCUAGAAGGUACCCCAGGUGUUACAGAAGAAGUCUAUGAAGAGGAUAAGAAGUUGUGGAAGAAGCAUGUUGAUACAUACAAGAGGGUAAACAAGUUGAUAGGGAAGUCGAGAUAUAGGAAUAUCAUGGACAUGAAUGCAGGCCUCGGAAGUUUUGCUGCAGUGCUGGAUUCUCCCGGCUCCUGGGUCAUGAACGUUGUGCCUACAAUAUCAGAGAGGAACACUCUUGGCAUCAUCUAUGAGCGGGGUCUUAUUGGCAUAUACCAUGAUUGGUGCGAAGCCUUCUCUACGUACCCUAGGACAUAUGACCUGAUACAUGCCAGCGGCGUCUUCAGUUUGUAUCAGAACAAGUGUGACCUGGAAGACAUUCUUCUUGAGAUGGAUAGGAUCUUGCGUCCAGAGGGCACUGUCAUACUGCGGGACAAUGUCGAGGUGCUGAACAAGGUCAGGAGGACGGUGACGGGAAUGCAAUGGAAGUCCAAGCUACUUGAUCACGAAGAUGGCCCUCUCGUGCCUGAGAAACUUCUGAUUGGUGUAAAAACGUACUGGGUUGGCAGAGAAGAAGGAAGCAGUUCAUAGACUCUCUUGCCCUGCGUCAAGAUUUUGGACUUCUGAUUGCUGUUGGGUGCCGCGUUGGGAAACAGUUCAUAGAUUCUAUCCCCGCAUCAUGAUUUUGGACUUCUGGUUGAUGUUAAAGAGCAGCGAAAAAGCAACAGUUCAUAGAUUCUUGAUCCCUGUGCAUCAAUUAAUAGAGCUUGUUCAUAGAUACAGAUCUCUGUUGAGAUGGUAUAGUUGACAAACAUUCAUAUGUGCAUGUCGAUAAAGAAAAUAUUAAUUGAUGAAUUUUCCAAUA
Messenger RNA from Triticum urartu, 2388 nucleotides. RefSeq names its product putative methyltransferase PMT2. Gene Ontology annotation, cellular component: cytoplasm; endosome; trans-Golgi network. Lineage: Eukaryota; Viridiplantae; Streptophyta; Magnoliopsida; Poales; Poaceae. Gene Ontology annotation, molecular function: methyltransferase activity. The record is from RefSeq and is a predicted model, not a curated record.